AUGUCACAACCGGAAUAUAUUGAAAUUAGAGCAUUAGGUGAUACAAAACUUUUUGAACCAAUUCAAGUUGGUCCUAAUACUUUAAAUCAAAGAAUAGCAUUUGCACCAACAACAAGAAGAAGAGCUACAUCAGAUCAUGUACCAGUAGAUUUAGAAUUAGAUUAUUAUACUAAAAGAGCUCAAGCUCCAGGUACUUUAAUUAUUACUGAAGCUACUUUUGUAAGUCCUCAAGGAUCAGGUUCAAAUUAUGUACCUGGUAUUUUCACAAAGGAACAAGUUAAAGGAUGGAAAAAAAUUAAUGAUUCAAUUCAUAAAGAGAAAUCUUUUAGUUCAAUUCAAUUAUGGUAUUUAGGUAGAGCUGCUGAACCAGCAGUAUUGAAAAAAGAUGGUUUACCCUUUUUAGGUCCAUCAGCUAUAUAUAAAACUGAAGAAAGUGAAAAAGCGGCUAAAGAAUCAGGAAACGAAUUAAGACCAUUUACAAUUGAAGAAAUUAAUAGAUUAGUAAAUGAAGAAUAUCCAAAUGCUGCUAGAAAUGCUUUAGAAGCUGGAUUUGAUUAUUUCGAACUUCAUGCAGCUCAUUCAUAUGCUAUAUCUCAAUUCUUUAACCCAGCAAGUAAUAAAAGAACAGAUAAAUAUGGAGGAUCAAUUGAAAAUAGAGCAAGAAUUUUAUUAGAAAUAAUUGAUAAAUUAAUUCCAAUAGUUGGGGCUAAUAGAUUAGCAGUUAGAUUAUCACCAUGGGCUACUUUUCAAACUUCAGAACCAGAAGGUGAAGAAAUUCAUAGUUAUAUAUUGAAAGAAUUACAAAAAAGAUCGGAUCAAGGUAAUGAAUUAGCUUAUAUUUCAAUAGUUGAACCAAGAGUUUCAGGAAGUUUAGAUGUUGAAAAAGAUAAACAAAUUGGUAGUAAUGAAUUUGCUAACAAGAUUUGGAAAGGUAAAUUUAUAAAAGCAGGAAACUACACUUAUGAUGCUCCUGAUUUUAAAAGUUUAUUAGAAGAUGUUCAAGAUAAUAGAACUUUAAUUGGAUUUUCAAGAUUUUUUACUUCAAAUCCUGAUUUAGUUUCAAGAUUAAAAAAUGGUUAUCCUUUACUUAAAUAUGAUAGAGCUGUAUUUUAUGAUCAAGAUAAUUGGGGGUAUAAUACUUAUAAUAAUUAUGAUGAACAAAAGACAUUUGAUGAAAAUAGGGAAAGAAAUAGAUAUGGUUUAGCUUUAGCUUGA
Molecule: messenger RNA, 1215 nt
Organism: Lodderomyces pseudojiufengensis
Lineage: Eukaryota; Fungi; Ascomycota; Pichiomycetes; Serinales; Debaryomycetaceae
Product: alkene reductase
Exons: 1
Coding region: 1-1215 (404 amino acids)
Molecular function (GO): FMN binding; NADPH dehydrogenase activity
Source: RefSeq, a predicted model, not a curated record